CCGCCCCUCCCCCCUCGCUCCGCCCCUCCCCCCCCCCCAUGGAGCUUUAACGGCGGCGGCGGCGGGAGCGGACCCGAGGGGGAACAGGCUCCUCGUGGGGCGCCAUGGCGGCGCUGGCCCCGGCGCUGGCGGCCUGGCUGCUGCUGAGCCCCGGCGGCUGCGGCGCGGCGGCGGCGGCCGACGGCCCCAACGGCACGUGCCGCGGCUCGGCGCGCUGCCAGCCCGGCGUCCUCCUGCCCGUGUGGCAGCCGGACGAGCCGGCGGCCGGCGACAAGGCGGCGCGCGCCAUCGUCUACUUCGUGGCCAUGAUGUACCUGUUCCUGGGCGUGUCCAUCAUCGCCGACCGCUUCAUGGCGUCCAUCGAGGUGAUCACGUCGCGCGAGAAGGAGAUCACCGUCACCAAGGCCAACGGCGAGACCAGCGUGGGCACGGUGCGCAUCUGGAACGAGACCGUCUCCAACCUGACGCUGAUGGCGCUGGGCUCGUCGGCGCCCGAGAUCCUGCUGUCGCUCAUCGAGGUGUGCGGGCACCGCUUCCAGGCCGGCGAGCUGGGCCCGGGCACCAUCGUGGGCAGCGCCGCCUUCAACAUGUUCGUGGUGAUCGCCGUGUGCGUCUACGCCAUCCCGGCGGGCGAGAGCCGCCGCAUCAAGCACCUGCGCGUCUUCUUCGUCACGGCCUCGUGGAGCAUCUUCGCCUACAUCUGGCUCUACCUGAUCCUGGCCGUCAUCACGCCGGGCGUGGUGCAGGUGUGGGAGGCCUUCCUCACGCUGCUCUUCUUCCCGGCCUGCGUGGUGUUCGCCUGGGCGGCCGACAAGCGGCUGCUCUUCUACAAGUACGUCUACAAGCGCUACCGCGCCGACCCGCGCAGCGGCAUCAUCAUCGGCGCCGAGGCCGAGCGCCCGCCCAAGGACCCCGAGGCCGACGGCGGCUUCCCGGCGCUGGCCGAGCCCGAGCCCGGCGCCGCCGCGCCGUCGCCGACACCCGAGGAGAAGGAGCUGGACGAGAGCCGGCGCGAGGUGAUCCAGAUCCUGAAGGAGCUGAAGCAGAAGCACCCGGAGAAGGAGCUGGAGCAGCUGCUGGACGCCGCCAACUACAUGGCGCUGGUGCACCAGCAGAAGAGCCGCGCCUUCUACCGCAUCCAGGCCACACGCCUCAUGACCGGCGCCGGCAACGUGCUCAAGAAGCACGCGGCCGAGGCGGCGCGGCGCUCGCCCGCCCUGCCCGGCGAGGAGGACGAGGAGGAUGAAGAGGAUGAAGCGUGCAGCCGCAUCUUCUUCGAGCCGUGCCUGUACCACUGCCUGGAGAACUGCGGCUCGGUGACGCUGGCCGUGGCGUGCCAGCAGGGCCUGGGCGCCAACCAGACCUUCUACGUGGACUUCCGCACCGAGGACGGCUCGGCCAAGGCGGGCUCGGACUACGAGUACAGCGAGGGCACGCUCAUCUUCAAGCCGGGCGAGACGCGCAAGGAGCUGGCCAUCGGCAUCAUCGACGACGACAUCUUCGAGGAGGACGAGCACUUCUUCGUGCGCCUGCUGAACCUGCGCGUGGGCGACGCCGAGGGCAUGUUCGAGGCCGACUCCGAGGACCACCCCAAGGGCAAGCUGGUGGCGCCGCUGGUGGCCACCGUCACCAUCCUGGACGACGACCACGCCGGCAUCUUCGGCUUCCGGGAGCGCUCGGUGCGCGUCAGCGAGUGCCAGGGCCACGUGGAGGUGACGGUGGUGCGCAGCUCCGGCGCCCGCGGCACCGUCAUGGUGCCCUUCCGCACCGUGGAGGGCACGGCGCGCGGCGGCGGCGUCGACUACGAGGACGCCAGCGGGGAGCUGGAGUUCCGCAACGACGAGACGGCGAAGACGCUGCAGGUGAAGAUUGUGGACGACGAAGAGUACGAGAAGAAGGAGAACUUCUUCAUCGAGCUGGGGACGCCGCGCUGGCUCAAGCGCGGCAUCUCGGCUCUUCUGCUCGCCCAAGGGGACGGCGAGCGGGCGCUGUCGGCCGAGGAGGAGGAGGCGCGGCGCAUCGCCGACAUGGGCAAGCCGGUGCUGGGCGACAACCGGCGCCUCGAGGUGGUCAUCGAGGAGUCCUACGACUUCAAGAACACGGUGGACAAGCUGAUGAAGAAAACCAACCUGGCCACCGUCAUCGGCACGCACUCGUGGCGCGAGCAGUUCCUGGAGGCCAUCACCGUCAGCGCAGGUGGCACGGGGUCCCCGGGCUGUCACCGGGGUGUCACCAGGGUCCCCUCAGGGUCCCCUGAGCAGCCACGGUGUCCCCCCACCAUCCCCAGGGUCCUCAGGGUCACCGUCAGCGCAGGCGACGAGGACGAGGACGACGAGGGCCGCGAGGAGCGGCUGCCGUCGUGCUUCGACUACGUGAUGCACUUCCUGACGGUGUUCUGGAAGGUUCUGUUCGCCUGCGUGCCCCCCACGGCGCUGCUGGGCGGCUGGGCGGCCUUCGGCGUCUCCAUCCUCCUCCUCGCGCUGCUCACCGCGCUCAUCGGCGACCUGGCCGCGCACUUCGGCUGCACGCUGGGCCUCAAGGACUCGGUGAACGCCGUGGUCUUCGUGGCCCUGGGCACCUCCAUCCCCGACACGUUUGCCAGCCGCGUGGCCGCGCUGCAGGACCCGUGCGCGGACGCGUCCAUCGGCAACGUGACGGGCUCCAACGCCGUCAACGUCUUCCUGGGGCUGGGGCUGGCCUGGUCGGUGGCCGCGGUGUACUGGGCGGCGCAGGGCCGGCCGUUCCGCGUGCCGCCGGGCACGCUGGCCUUCCCGGUGACGCUCUUCACCAUCUUCGCCUUCCUCGCCAUCGGCGUGCUGCUCUGGCGGCGCCGCGCGCCCAUCGGCGGCGAGCUGGGGGGGCCCCGCGCCCCCAAGAUCCUCACGGCCGGGCUCUUCCUGCUGCUCUGGCUGCUCUACGUGCUCUUCGCCAGCCUGGAGGCCUACUGCCACAUCCAGGGCUUCUGACUGGGGAGACUGGGAGCACUGGGGAG
This is a messenger RNA of Passer domesticus (house sparrow), 2992 nucleotides long. It is a transcript of the gene SLC8A2, whose product is annotated as solute carrier family 8 member A2. Gene Ontology annotation, cellular component: sarcolemma; postsynapse; axon. The record is from RefSeq and is a predicted model, not a curated record. Gene Ontology annotation, molecular function: calcium:sodium antiporter activity. Gene Ontology annotation, biological process: sodium ion transmembrane transport; cell communication; calcium ion import across plasma membrane. Lineage: Eukaryota; Metazoa; Chordata; Aves; Passeriformes; Passeridae. The coding region runs from base 105 to 2966 and encodes 953 amino acids. The transcript has 8 exons.